Molecule: messenger RNA, 549 nt
Organism: Paramecium pentaurelia
Lineage: Eukaryota; Ciliophora; Oligohymenophorea; Peniculida; Parameciidae
Source: the annotation of a GenBank genome assembly
AUGAAGUAAAAUAAUAAAUCGCCUGCGCCAUUUGCUAUCACUGAAGAAAAACAAACUAUCGAAACUAUGCUUAAUCUUGUUAAACAUUAGACAUAAUAACUUAAAGAUUAGCAACUUCAAUAAAACAAUGAAAUCAAAUUAUUGAGCAAAGCAUUUAGGGACUAAAAUCAAUCAAUUUUAUAAAGCUAAAAUCAAGAAUAUUUUAAUUUAACGUCAAAGUUAAUAGAAGAAAUAGAAUCUGAUAAUUAUUUUCAAAUUAAAUUGAAUCAAAUUUAAGCUUACAAUAAAUAACUUUUUAACCUUAUCAAAGAUGUUCAAAAAGAAAUACCAUCAUAAUAUUAAUAACUCUCCAUUAUCAAUAGAGUAAUCAACUUUUAUAAAUGCAUUUUCAGAAUAUCAAUUAAACAAUUGAAUAAAGAUGAAGUAGCCAUAAUUUUCCAUCAAACCUUAGGAAAUAUGGAUUAUGGACAUCCAAUAAUAAUAUAAUUGAAAGACAGCAAAUAAUAAUAAAGAUAAUAAUUUUGGAAUCAAUUUACAUCUUUGAUAUGA